Molecule: messenger RNA, 2310 nt
Organism: Haliotis rubra (blacklip abalone)
Lineage: Eukaryota; Metazoa; Mollusca; Gastropoda; Lepetellida; Haliotidae
Product: methyltransferase-like protein 27
Exons: 6
Coding region: 111-800 (229 amino acids)
Source: RefSeq, a predicted model, not a curated record
CUCGGGCUCGUCAGUCGUACAACCAGAGAGCAGUGUAUUUACUCAGUCCUCCGACUUGCACAACCAACUGUCUGAUUGCAUCUGAAAUACUCCAAAGAAAUAAGGACACAAUGACUUCAGUAUACUCCUCACACUACAAUGAAGACGACAAGGCAAAAGCCCAGGACAUCAUGAACCAAAUCACGGACAGGAAAGUGAACAGCGAAGUCGUCUUCGACCGCUACUCGCAGAUCAGUCAGGAUUAUGAAAAGGUCAUGGGGGUUGUGAACUACAACGGCCCAAAGGAGACAGCUGCAACAGUGGCAAAACUGUUUCCAAGCAACAGAAAUAAUGUCUGCAUGCUGGAUGUGGCGGCUGGCACGGGUCUCUGUGCGUCUGAGCUCAACAAAUAUAAUUUCAUGGAACUAGAUGCGCUCGAUGCAUCAGAGGGAAUGUUAUCGGAAGCCAAAAAGAAGGGACUGUAUGGUCGUUACAUCAUUGACGUGUUAGGGGACAACGAUCUUGAUAUCAAAAACGAUACAUAUGAUGCAGUUAUCAUAUGCGGACUUAGCACGGACAUUAUGAGACAACUUCCCAUCAAGGCCUUUGAGACGCUCAUCAGGAUUGUUAAAAGAGGUGGAUACGUUGUCAAUACAGGCUUCUACACAUCGUUCACCAACGGUCAACCUGACACUGAGGAUUUCCGAAGACGUUUGCGAACAUUGGAGUCUCAGGGAAAGUGGAAGCAAAUGGAAGUCAGGCGAUUUCACCAGUAUCUUCAAGGUCGCGAUGGGGCUGUAUCAGUUCAUAAAAUAUGUUAAACGCGUGCAACUCAAAAAUUGUGUCUGUCACACCAAGUGUUCUAUGCUCAAACUGUUUCAUGGAUUUGGUUAAAUGCUGAUCUGAUCAAUUUUGUUUGUAGUAGUGCCAUAGUUUAAAAUCAUCAUCUAUGUAGAUGAUAUAUUUUGGUUCAUUUACGUAGAAUAAGCUUGUUGCCUUAUACAAUAUUGCAAUCAUGCGUCUCCUUACUGAGACCGUGAUAUUUUGUUGUGGAGUUACGACCUAACCAGGAUAUAGAUUAAACUAUAUAUAUUUCUUUCAUUUGGCUUCUUCUGUAUUUUCAUAACAAACCGCAAUAAUUGCACAUAAUGUUUUCUAACAGUCUGUAUAAAAAUGUACACACCAAGUGUUCUAUGCUCAAACAGUUUCAUGGAUUUGGUUAAAUGCUGAACUGAUCAAGUUUGUUAGCAUCUCCAAACAUUCAUGAUUUAACAAAACUAUGCUAGAUUUAAAUGAAGUGUUACCUUAUUUAAUGUACCCAAGUAAAGAGAUAGCAGGGUUGAAAGUAGAAGUGAAGUAUCAUCUACGUAUAUGUCUGUAUCAUCUAAGUAGAUGAAAACAUCUACGUAGAAAAAGGUAUCAACUCAGAUGUAAGUAUCAUCAUCGUAGAUGAUCAAAACACUUAGACUAUGGCACUUAUACGUUUCUAUAGGUGUCAGCAAAUAGAAAUUUUUCAAUGCAAUUACUGUAUCUUAAUAAUAAUUUGUAUUGUUUUGCUUUGUGAUGAUUACAACAUAAGGAAUACAUUACCGUAGCAUGCAGGAUGUCGUGGUCGAUAAUUUCCUGGGAAACAAAAUCCCCUUAUUCUCUAGAUUAUUUCUCCUUGAACGCCUUAUGUACAUAGUCCGAAGUACUUUAAAAGGAAACUAUAUGAGUUAUUUGUUAUGUGUGAUAACUGUUUUUCAAUGCAAUAACUGUUUCCUCGUAAUUUGUUUUGUUUUGCUUUGUGAUGAUUACGUUAGGGUAGCAUGCAGGAUGUCAUGUUCGAUAUAUUCCUGGGAACAAAAUCCCCAUAUUCUCUAGGUUAUUUCUCCCUAUGUACAUAGUCUGAAGUGCUUUAAAGGGAAACUGUGUGUGUUAUAUGUUAUAUGUGGUAAUACUGUGUAUUAUCAAGGUUUCGGUUUAACACGACAUAAUUUCCAUCAUUAUAUUGGAUAAAAACAAAAUCUGACAGGACUGAAUGACACGAGAUUAAGCAUUACAUUGUAUUUCGGAAGUACAGAACUGUGCGUAAAUCAGUAGGCUAUAUCACAAAAUGCAAACCCAAUGCAAUCCCCAGCUUUCAUUGUUACUUGCAAUGAUCUUUCCACAAAUACAAUGUAUGCUCUGUCAAAAAAUCAGCCAAUCAGAGCCUUAGCAAUGUAUGUGAUAUUUAUGUAUAUUUUUGUGUUUCACGCACAAAUGUGUUGGUAAACCAGGUUGGUCUGCCAACACUCCUGUUCUUAUUUGUGAAUGUCAUUUACAAACUGUUGAAUAAAUAUGUCAAAGGUC